Molecule: messenger RNA, 3430 nt
Organism: Haliotis rubra (blacklip abalone)
Lineage: Eukaryota; Metazoa; Mollusca; Gastropoda; Lepetellida; Haliotidae
Product: probable cysteine--tRNA ligase, mitochondrial
Exons: 13
Coding region: 346-2094 (582 amino acids)
Biological process (GO): cysteinyl-tRNA aminoacylation
Cellular component (GO): cytoplasm
Molecular function (GO): cysteine-tRNA ligase activity; ATP binding
Source: RefSeq, a predicted model, not a curated record
CUCGUUCGACCUUGACAGUGACACAGCUUGUGAUGACAAACCGAAACACGUGUUUACACAAAUAGCGUUGGUGGUAUUAGCCUGUUGUUAUUUCACAUUGCUGAUAAAGCUCACAUGGCAACGAUCGGACAUUAUUUCAAAUCAAGUUAAUGUUGAAAUGAAAUCUAAAAAUAAACGGCAUUGUUAGCUGGGAAACCCCCUCACUUAGUACAGCCAGAUUUGAGGUCACAAAUGAUAAUAUUCAAACGACCUAUGGGAAACCUUCAAGUGUCCGAAGAGCUCGUUCUGUCAAGUGAAAGACAGUAAAUCUUAAGUUGGGAAUGCUGUUAUGACAUUUGGAUCGAAAUGUCAGCUAAAAUAUUUCCCAGAUUUUCGCGAGGAUGGCAUCAGUACUUCAACUCCCGUCAUUUACGAUUUGCAAACGGAAAUUGUCAAGUUAGAUCAUGGACUCUCAGAAAUCGUACAAUCUUAAGCAGUGGCAUUUCGACGUCCCAGCGUUAUACAAAUUGGGAGAAGCCUCAGGGAUAUGACACUGGAAUUAAAGUGUGGAACACUUUAACAAAGACUAAAGAGCCGUUAAUUCUGAGGAAUGACAGAAUGGGAACAUGGUAUAUGUGUGGCCCAACAGUGUACGACUCGGCUCAUAUUGGACAUGCCAGCACAUAUAUGAGAUUCGACAUCAUCCGAAGGAUCAUGGAAAACUUCUUUGACAUCAAUCUUAUGGUGGUCCUGGGAAUCACUGACAUCGAUGACAAAAUCAUCGACAGAUCCAACGAGACUGGCAUCCCCUUCUCACAGAUCACCUGGCAACACAAGAUUGAGUUCUUCGAGGAUAUGGAGGCCCUGAACAUCCUCCCUCCCAGCAGGUCAAUGCAGGUCACAGAGUAUGUCCCGGAGAUCAUCGACUUUGUGAAUGUAAUCAUUAAUAAGGGCUACGCCUAUACCACACCCAGUGGUAGUGUGUACUUCAAUGUCGAGAAGAUUGGCCGAUAUGGGAUACUGUGUGCACCUUCUGGGAGCUGUGACCAGGCAGACAAUCAGGAGAAGAAGAAUGCAGCAGACUUUGUGCUGUGGAAGGCAGCUAAACCCGAUGAGCCUCACUGGGAGGCUCCGUGGGGGAAGGGCGGCCCGGGCUGGCAUAUCGAGUGCUCCACAAUGGCGAGUGAGAUAUUCGGCAACAAGAUGGAUAUUCACUCAGGAGGGACAGACCUGAUCUUUCCUCAUCAUGAAAACGAACUUGCCCAGUCCCAUGCCUAUCAUGGCUGUACCCAGUGGGCCAACUAUUGGAUACACACAGGACAUCUGUUUUUGAAGGAUGACAAGGAGAAAAUGUCGAAGUCGCUGAAGAAUGUGAUAAGUAUAUCGGAACUCCUUGAGAAAUACACAGCCAACCAGUUCCGUGUUCUCUGCCUCCUCACACCCUACCGGAACAACGUUGAGUACACGGACGAGAAGAUGCAGAAGGCAGUGCAGCUGACCAAGCAGAUCCAGAGCUGUCUCCACCAGUGUGACGCAUAUGUCAGAGGUCAACUCCUGACUCAGCCAAUCAACGAGGCCAAACUACAUGAGAGUUUGUCUCGAGCUCGGAGUAACAUUGAGGCAGCUAUGGCGGACGACUUCAACACGGCCCUGAUGAUGGAGAGUGUCAUGGACCUGGUCAAACGUCUCAACAUUGCCCUCGGCGCGAAGGUGGAGACACUGAUGGGAGCUCGGAGUCCGGCGGUCGUCUCACACUGCAGCACGUACCUACAGAACGUCAUGGCCAAGUUGGGUGUCAACCUCCAUCUGGCAGAGCCUCCUGGACAGGACCUGACAACCAGAAGGUUCCAGCACAUCAUGGACAGUGUUGUUGACUUUAGGGCCAAAGUUCGCAACUUCUCUAUCGACCCUCCACAAGAAAUUCUUGUCAAAGAUGCUGACCCAAGUCUGACAGAGAAGAAGGCGAGACGCAAGGUACUGUCACCGUUGUUGCAAGCAUGUGACGUCGUGAGGGAUGAUCUCAAAGCUGCCAAAGUUCAAAUUCUGGAUCAUGGGAAAACCUCGUCCUGGACUCUGACUUCUGAUGAUGAUUCUGACGAUGACAAGUCGGACUGAGGAAAUGUGUACGUUGAUGUGGAGAUGUCAUGAAGUGGAUUUGGAUCUCAGAUUAUCCUGGUGUUGUGAAGAUUUGACCACUCCCCUGAACAUUAUUAAUCAAGCCCUGUUUAUGUUGAAGUUUUGACAUCUGAUUCUGGUGAGGAGAUUCCGGAGAACCUUGAAGAUUUCUUUCAGUUAUAGUUCAGGAAAAGCAGGGUGAUGUGGGAUGGGGUAGGGGUUCCAGGGGGUUGGACACUACCCCCAUUUGAAAAUAUCAUACUGAUAGAAACUGAUGAAAUAAAGAGGGAUGAACUGUCAUUUUGUCAAACAGACUCCCUCCACCCAUCCCCACCCCCCUUCGACGUACACUCACACUGAAAGUUAAAAUGUGAGUUUUGAACACCUACUUGUCCACCUACAAAUACAUCCACAAUGGAAGCAGAAGAUAAACACAAUCAGAUCUACCUCUGUCUAUUUCGAACAGUCUCAAUCUGAAAACAUGGUCAGUAUGCCCAGGAGUUACAUGAUUUAUGAAUGAACUAGCCUUAUGACAUCAGAUAAUAUCCUUACCAAAAUAUACUGAUUUAAAAAAAUGUGUCCUCUGUCAAAUUCUAUAGUUGUGGUAGUUUGUUCUUUGCCUAAAGUGGCUGAAGUAUCCUUAGGUUUGGACAAUAGUCAAUAUACAAACGCCUCAGUUCAAAGAGACUGGGACCCAGUAUACAUCUUUGGAUUCACAAUUCCUGCAUUACUUUGAGCUUUCAAAUAAUGAGCUGUCACAAUGGUCAAUACACUGUUCAAUUCUGUCACACCUUGUAUAAAUGGUAGAAGUAUAUCUGAUUGGUGCAAAUUUGACUGUGAUUAAGUUAAAAGAAUGGUAUAUUUGCUCAUUCAUAUUCCAUAGAGUCACCUGUUCAAUAUUCUGUGUCUGUUUUGUAUGAUCAUAAUGGUCCACAUCUCGUGAUUUGAGUUGUCUACAGCUUGUAAGCAAAAAUAAUCUGUAACGUAUGUUAUAUUUGGGAUUACGCUUUCUUAGUAAAUCCCAAAUAUAACAUUCGUUACAUUUGACCACUUUCUAAAAUGGCAUUGUGUAUUCAAAACUAAUCUGUUGUCCCAUCACCAUACACCCCUUGAUUAUCCAUCUCGUGAUUUGAGUUGUCUACAGCUUGUAAACCAAAAUAAUCUGUUGUCCCAUCACCAUACCCCCCUUGAUUAUCCAUCUCGUGAUGUGAGUUGUCUACAGCUUGUAAACCAAAAUAAUCUGUUGUCCCAUCACCUUACACCCCUUGAUUAUCCAUCUCGUGAUGUGAGUUGUCUACAGCUUGUAAACCAAAAUAAUCUGUUGUCCCAUCACCAU